Messenger RNA from Aspergillus terreus NIH2624, 810 nucleotides. RefSeq lists its product as uncharacterized. The record is from RefSeq and is a predicted model, not a curated record. Gene Ontology annotation, cellular component: lipid droplet; endoplasmic reticulum. Gene Ontology annotation, molecular function: acylglycerone-phosphate reductase (NADP+) activity; triacylglycerol lipase activity. Lineage: Eukaryota; Fungi; Ascomycota; Eurotiomycetes; Eurotiales; Aspergillaceae. The transcript has 5 exons. Bases 1 to 810 code for a protein of 269 amino acids. Gene Ontology annotation, biological process: phosphatidic acid biosynthetic process; triglyceride catabolic process.
AUGGCGAAUGCAGAGGAUAAGCGCAAGUCCGUCCUGAUCACAGGGUGCUCCCCUGGCGGCAUCGGUAACGCACUCGCGCGUGAGUUCCACCGUCAGGGUUUGCGCGUGUUCGCAACGGCGCGAGAUGCGAAGACGAUCGAGGACCUGGCCUCGGUUGGGAUCGAAACACUAAGCCUUGUCGUGGACGAUAAGGAAAAUUAUACCGUUCCCGCGAUGGAGGUGGACCUUGCAGAGGCGCGUGCAACCUUUGAGACCAAUUUUAUCUCCGUGAUCUCCAUGUGCCAGACGUUUUUGCCGCUCCUGAUCAAGGCGAAGGGGACUAUUGUACAGAUCGGAUCUGUCGCGGGAGUUAUUCCCUAUGUAUUCGGGUCUGUCUACAAUGCCUCGAAGGCUGCGUUGCAUUCGUUCAGUGAAACCCUACGGGUGGAAUUGGCUCCGUUUGGUGUCAAUGUGACGACUGUUGUUACUGGAGGCGUGCAGUCGCGCAUUGCCCGGACGCAGCGGAGUCUGCUACCGAACUCGAUAUAUGCUCCCAUUGAGGAUGAGUAUCAUCGCCGGGUGACACAUAGUCAGGACGGUGCCAUGCCUAAUACGGCCUACGCGAAGAGUGUUGUCGCGCAGGUCUUGUACGGCUCUGCACCUUGGCGCUGGUUUUGGCCGUGGGCCCAAGGCCGGAAGAACUGGAUCUGGGAAGGGAACAAGAGUUGGGUGGUCUGGCUUGUGGCUGGAGGCUGGGGAUGGACAGGGCUGUUCCAGCGGAUCAUGGCACGCAUGUUCAAGCUGUAUCGUUUGAAGGGUGCCCGAAAGUGA